Camelina sativa (false flax) is the source of this 1235-nucleotide messenger RNA. RefSeq names its product uroporphyrinogen-III synthase, chloroplastic-like. NCBI's taxonomy places the organism in Eukaryota, Viridiplantae, Streptophyta, Magnoliopsida, Brassicales, Brassicaceae. The record is from RefSeq and is a predicted model, not a curated record. Gene Ontology annotation, cellular component: chloroplast. Gene Ontology annotation, molecular function: uroporphyrinogen-III synthase activity. Gene Ontology annotation, biological process: uroporphyrinogen III biosynthetic process.
AAUUAAUCGUCUUCUUCAAUUGGAAUCGUAUGAUUGAUUCUCUCUGACUCUCACUCUCUCUCCCUCACAGAAGAACUACUUUGUAAUGGCGUCGUUGCUCCUUUCUCAGUCCUCUCUCUUAUCUCUUCAACCACCAUUAUCGUCGUCUUCUUCGCAUAUGGAAAAAGGAGUUGUCGCUUAUCCUUCCCUAAUUCGGAAUUCAAUUUCCCCGUCUCUCUCUACUUCCUCCGUUGGUAAAUCCAAUUCGAUUCCUCAGGUUGUCGUAACCCGAGAACGAGGCAAGAAUAAUCAAAUCAUCAAAGCUUUGGAGAAACAUGGGAUAUCAUCUUUAGAGCUUCCCUUGAUUCAACAUGCGCCAGGACCUGAUUUCCAUCGGCUUGCCUCUGUAUUGACUGAUAAGAGCUUUGACUGGAUCAUCAUUACAUCUCCAGAAGCAGGUUCUGUUUUUCUCGAGGCGUGGAAGGCAGCUAGCUCCCCAAAAGUGCAAAUAGGUGUAGUAGGAGCUGGAACAGCCAGGGUAUUUGAAGAGGCAAUGCAAUCGGCAGAAGGAUUGCUUCAUGUUGCCUUUACACCAUCAAUAGCAACUGGUAAAGUCUUGGCUUCGGAGCUUCCAGAGAAAGUUGGCAAAAGGUCUUCUGUCUUAUACCCGGCUUCUCUAAAAGCUGGCACUGAUAUUGAGAAUGGGUUGUCCAAACGUGGGUUUGAAGUUGCCAGGCUGAAUACAUACACGACAGUUCCUGUGCAGAGUGUUGAUACGGUGCUCCUGCAACAGGCACUGUCUGCUCCAGUUCUUUCUGUAGCUUCACCUUCGGCAGUUGGGGCCUGGCUGAAUCUGAUUCAAAACGAGGAGCAAUGGAGCAAUUGCGUUGCCUGCAUUGGAGAGACAACUGCAUCAACUGCAAGACGACGAGGAUUGAAAAACGUGUACUACCCAGAGAAACCAGGACUUGAAGGGUGGGUCGAGAGCAUCAUGGAAGCUCUAGUUGCUCACGAAGAAUUACACAGAUUCAAGUAACUUUUGCUGCGAAUCACACUUGUUCCACCCUAUCAUAGUGUAGGACUUUGAAUUAGGACAAUGUUUGUAAUUUAGAAGACAGGGUAUAAAAGGUGGUGUUAUAAUAUCCUCAAGCCCUUUUAGGUAGCUUUUGUAGGACAAACCGACAAAGUAUGUAAUUACUGUUUGAAUACUAACAUCAAAAGCCAUCUAAAAACAUGCAAUUAAUUUCAAUUUCUCA